AUGAGCAACUCACUAGAAGAGAGACUUCGAGCAAAUUCAAGUGCAUUCGAUGGAUUAUUAUCUUUAAUACCAGCAAAAUAUUAUUACGAUGAAUCCACUCAAGAUCAAUGGAAAUCAAAGAAGAAAUCAAAGGCACAAUCGCAUCAAGACAAAGUAAAGAAGUUGAAUCCAAUGGAAAUUAAUGAUGAUAAUUCUUCUGCUUUGCAAGUCAAAAAUAAGAAACAAGCAAAUGCUAAACCUGUAGUGUUUCCUGGUUCGAAGAAACCUACUCAAGAGAAUGUAAGUGUAGAUGAAUCACUAGACAAUGACGAAGAACUCGAAGAACAAGAAGUUCUCGAACACCAAGCAAAUGAGGAGGAAGAAGAAGAAGAAGAAGAAGAAGAAGAAGAGGAUAUUAAACUUAUAUUUGAUGAUGAAGGUAAUGAAAUCAAAUCCUCCCAAGAAGCAGAAGACGACGAAGAAACUACAGUAGAAACUAGAGAAGAUAAAGAAAAUCCAAAGAAUAAAAACGAGGAUGAUUUAAAGAAACAACAAAAAUUGAAUGAGUUGAGAUUAAAAUUACAAUCCAAAAUUCAAGAUCUAAAGAAAAAGAGGAAAGCCGUCGGAACAAAGAUUGAUGGUGCUCCAAAUUCAAGAGAUGAUAUCUUAAACCAAAGGAAAAGAAAAUUAGAAUUAAAGAAAAGUCGUAAAGAACAACAACUUCAACAAGAGGAUGCAGAAUCUGAUUCAUCCUCUGAUUCUGAUUUAUCUGAUAAUGAUAUGAUUGAUGAUCCUUCUCGGAAGAAACAGAAAAAGAAUACUGACGAUAUUUCAACAAAAGAUAUUAUGUUUCAAAACAUUAUGUUCGAUGAUGGUGCCAAGACUACAUCUGAUUUACAAAGGUUAAGGAACAGUAAAGAUAAUAAAAAAUUGAAAGGACCAUCGAAUAAUGAUAUUAAAUCACAUUUGAAAAUUUUAGAAAAGAAAAAAUCUAAAAUCAAUGAAAUGGAUGAGUUGGAUCAGAUUAAAAUGAAUGAAAAAUUGAAAUGGCAAAAGGCAAUGUCAUUAGUUGAAGGUGUAAAAUUGAAAGAUGAUGAGAAAUUAUUGAAAAAAUCUUUAAAGAGGAAGGAAGUUCAAAAAAGAAAAUCAGCAAAUCAAUGGAAUGAAAGGAAAAGAGUAGUAGCACAAAAUAAAAAUGAAAAAAUUAAAAGAAGAGAAGAAAAUUUGAGAAUUAGAAAAGAAAAUAAGGGUUUGAAAAGGAAUAAGAAACAAAAAAUGUUGAAGAAAUUCUCAAUCAAUAAGAAUGGGAAACAAUUGAAACAAAUGAGGAGAGAAAAAGAAAAGAAUAGUAAUAAAGAUAACAACAAUAAUAGUGGUAAAAGAGCAGGCUUUGAAGGUAGAAUGAAAUCAAAUAAAAGAUAA
Messenger RNA from Naumovozyma dairenensis CBS 421, 1401 nucleotides. RefSeq names its product ribosome biosynthesis protein RRP14. Lineage: Eukaryota; Fungi; Ascomycota; Saccharomycetes; Saccharomycetales; Saccharomycetaceae. Gene Ontology annotation, cellular component: nucleolus. The record is from RefSeq and is a predicted model, not a curated record. The transcript has a single exon. Gene Ontology annotation, molecular function: DNA binding; RNA binding. Bases 1 to 1401 code for a protein of 466 amino acids. Gene Ontology annotation, biological process: ribosomal large subunit biogenesis; ribosomal small subunit biogenesis.